UAAAAUUAUUUCAAAUCAAAAUUUUGAAAAAUGUUUCGAUUUGUUAAGGAAAGGGGUGAUGAAAUAAUAAGUAUAAAGCGGCAAAAAUUCUGUGUAGCAGUUGAAAAUGAAAGUGUUGCACGUGAAAUGUACGAAAGUGUUUUGCAAAUACCGUCAACAUCGACAGCACCGGUAAAAUCACAAAACAAUACCGAACAUCGAAAAUCCAGACGCAUUACAUUACCAUUUAACAAAAAUAAAUUGUUUGCGGCUGUCGUGAGUAAUGAUGUGACGACAAUUGAAGAAAUGAACAUAACCAAUCGAAAUGUAAAUGUGACCGAUCAAUUCGGUUGGACGGCAUUGAUGAUGGCCGUAUGUGACGGACAUUUGGACGCUGUAAAAGUGCUAAUUAGACGUGGCGCCAACAUUGAUAUUGAAAACAAACAAAACGACACCGCAUUAAAAUUGGCCGAAAAAAGAAAGCAUCAGUUGAUUAUAGAAUUUUUGAAACAAAAACAAACUGAAACAAUUGAAACAAUUUGCUUGAGCAGUGAUGAUGAUCAAACAAGUUCGCAGAGAUUUUUCUGUGAUAUUUGCCAAACGGAAUUUUUGCAAAUCGACCAAAAGUCGCACGAAGCCUCAACGUUACAUCGCUUUAAUCGAGAAAAUUUAUCGAAAUCGGCACCUCAUUUUGGAAUUGCAGAGUCCAAUGUCGGCUUUCGUAUGUUAAUGAAACAGGGAUGGGAUCGUGAAAGUGGACUCGGUGCGAAACGUGAUGGCAUAAUUUAUCCAAUUAAAACAACACUACGAAAACCACGAUCUGGUCUUGGUGUGCGACAACCGAACAAACCAAAAGUCACACAUUUCAAACCAUUUGAUUGUGAUGCCAUUAAAUCAGGCAAACCAAUAUCGAUUAAACAUGUUAAAACUAAAAGACAGCUACGAGCCGAACAAUUGCGAACUCAGCGCAAAGAUCGACAAUUGAGAAAACUUUUGUCAUGAUUCUAUUUCAUCAUCCUUUUAUUAUUGUUGAAAAGAAAAAUCACCGCGCAAUCGGUUUCAAAUAGAAUAAUAAAUUAUUUAAAUGAGACGAUAAAUGCAGAGAGAUUGAUUUGAAUUAUUAUUUC
Molecule: messenger RNA, 1106 nt
Organism: Contarinia nasturtii (swede midge)
Lineage: Eukaryota; Metazoa; Arthropoda; Insecta; Diptera; Cecidomyiidae
Product: G patch domain and ankyrin repeat-containing protein 1 homolog
Exons: 1
Coding region: 31-981 (316 amino acids)
Molecular function (GO): nucleic acid binding; protein binding
Source: RefSeq, a predicted model, not a curated record